AUGGGCUGGGUCGGCUGGGUGUUGAAGAGGACGACGAUUCAAGGGGGCAGUGUCACGGGCCUCAGCUCUGGAAAGCUUUGGCAGUACUGUGGGCUGAUCCUCUCAGAGCCUGGGGAGGUCUUUCCAAAAAGCUAUUCGAGUAGCAUCCAGCUGCUGGCUGCGGCCAUUGGAUGGCUGCGACCACAAACUGGCCACGAAGUUGCAGAGGCUACGGUGCCUCCAGAAGUAAAGGGUGCCAUGACAGCCCUGCAACGCUGCGCCAAAGGUUCCACACCAUUGGCACCUGAAAUGCGACAAGUGGCAGAGGAAUUGCUGGAGGAAACUUCAGGGAAGGGAUGCCCAGGGCAUUUCCAGUGGUAA
Messenger RNA from Cladocopium goreaui, 360 nucleotides. NCBI's taxonomy places the organism in Eukaryota, Dinophyceae, Suessiales, Symbiodiniaceae. The record is from the annotation of a GenBank genome assembly.